Peronospora belbahrii is the source of this 291-nucleotide messenger RNA. Lineage: Eukaryota; Oomycota; Peronosporomycetes; Peronosporales; Peronosporaceae. The record is from the annotation of a GenBank genome assembly.
AUGAGUGGCAUGAAAGCUGUCUACAAAUUCCACGGCAAUGUGGUGCACUCGUUCGCAAGCUUUCCAAGCGCCACAGAGGCAUCCAAUGAGUACGCAUUGGGUUCAAAAGAAGACAAGGUUAAUCAUUCGUAUACGGGCAGGAUGGAUGGUGGUAUAUCCAUGCCAGCACUCAAGUCAACCGGUCCUUACGCCGCUCUUGUUACUUCUCUUAAGCUGGCAAAAGAAGAUAGUGAAAUAUUUCUCAAAGACCGUGUAGAAGGCCCCGUACCAGUAAAACUUUACAAUCAAUAA